UUUUAAAAAUGGCGAUGAUAUGUUUUGACGAUUGCUUGAAAGGUUAUGUUUUAGAUUGUGAAUGUCCAGUUCGCAAAGUUAAGCGGGUUGACCCUUAAUUUUGUUUUGAAUCUGUUCGUGGAAAUCUAUUCGUCAAAGAAAUAUACGAUGGCACAAAGCAGACUAGAAAAAAUUGGCACUAUAUAUACCAGAAUUGCUUCAUUAUUAAAAGGUAAAGCUAUAAAAGAGGAAGACGCACCAUUGUGGUUGGUAGUGUAUGAAGCUUUUCCCCCGAAAUACGAACCAAGAUUCGACAGACGAUUGCCAAAGAAGCCAGUUACACCUAUCUUUUAUAAAGAGGAUCUUAUUCGAUCAAGAUUUCAUAAAGAUCAGAAAUUUAUACCAACUACUAAUUUGGCAAACGAAAAUGUAAAAUCUGCAACGCAGAAUUUUCUGUCCAUAUACCAAACGAUACAAAAGGAAGAACUAUUAGAAGAUAAAACAUACGAGCGGGCGAUGGAGCAGUACGUUUCUGAAAUGGAAAUAAAAAUGGAGUUAAGAAAAGAGAAUGAAUCAAGUUCUGAUUCAUCUAGAAGCUCUAGUGCCUAG
Atta colombica is the source of this 588-nucleotide messenger RNA. RefSeq names its product 28S ribosomal protein S23, mitochondrial (gene mRpS23). Gene Ontology annotation, cellular component: ribosome; mitochondrion. Gene Ontology annotation, biological process: translation. NCBI's taxonomy places the organism in Eukaryota, Metazoa, Arthropoda, Insecta, Hymenoptera, Formicidae. The coding region runs from base 148 to 588 and encodes 146 amino acids. The record is from RefSeq and is a predicted model, not a curated record. The transcript has 4 exons. Gene Ontology annotation, molecular function: structural constituent of ribosome.